Messenger RNA from Vicia villosa (hairy vetch), 938 nucleotides. RefSeq lists its product as uncharacterized. The transcript has 5 exons. NCBI's taxonomy places the organism in Eukaryota, Viridiplantae, Streptophyta, Magnoliopsida, Fabales, Fabaceae. The record is from RefSeq and is a predicted model, not a curated record. The coding region runs from base 152 to 820 and encodes 222 amino acids.
GUGGUACAUAUUGUCUGAGGAACCAUGUGGAUCACAAGGUUCAUUCAUUUUGUUCCUCCAACGUAUGCUUCUCACUAACAUCAUCAACAAACCAAACCACUCACAGAAAAUGGAAUAAAAAAUAACAAGAAAAAAAAACACAGGAAUCAUAAUGCAAAUGGCACUUUUGUUAAGAGGUGGAACACUUGCUGAUUCCACCUUUCGUUUGUGUUCUUUAACUUCAACUUCUUCUUUACAUGUCUCUCAAAAUGUUGUCAUACCCAACUCAUCAUCAUCACCAAUACUACCUUUGAUUGCGAGUAGAUUGAAAACGGUAACUAGAAACAAGAUAAUUUGCUCUGCAGUUCAAGAAUCGUCUACUACUAGUACAUCAGCUACUGCUGAAACAAAGGAGGAGGUAAAGGCAGAUGAAACAAAGGAGGAGGUAAAGGCAGCAGCUCCGAAAGCAGCAACAGCGAAGAAGACUCCUCCUGCUAAAGCUCCGGUUAAGCCUUUACCUCAGAUGAUGGAAGAGGAUGUGAUUCCUUCAUUGAAAACAAUCUUAGAAUCCAAUAAAGAUCUCUCUGAUAUUGAGUUGGUUUUUCAGGACAAUAAGUUGGAAGGUUCAUUUCGAAAAAAAGACAAUCCCUACUCAUUUUGGGCCUUUUUUCCCACAGGAAUUACUGGUCCAAAGGGGUUUUCACUGUCAUCUUAUAACUCAGGAGCAAGCACGGUUGAACCGUUUCUCGUUGAUGAGAAAAAAAUUACUUCAAAACUCAUUGUCUUUUGGGUUGAAAAACGUUUGGCAGCACAGGGGAUUAUUCCUGUAUGGAAAGAUUGAUUCUUCAAAAAGAAUUUUCUUUUUGGUUGCAAAUGAUGUAGCAUAAAGUUCAAUAUUCUCUUGUACCUUGGAUCAUUGACUAUGCCUUAUAUGGUAUAUAAAGUGUUGUUUUGAUCAA